AUCUCUUGGAGUGCUCGGCCCUUCUUCUCUCCAUCUGCGUUUGAUUUAGCGUAGGGAUCACCACUCCCAUUCAUCAGAAAUAUUGCAGAAUAUAUAUGUGCUUCUACCCCAUUACAUAUCUACACACACACUCCACAGACAGAGAGAGAGAGAGAGAGAGGCUUCCGUCGCCAUAGCUCAUCUUCUAGCUGGUGUGUGUAUAUAUAGAUAGAUAUCGAUAUAUACGAACGCCACCAUGUCCAUAAUGGCGAAAUCAUCAGCAGUCUCGUACAAGGUUCGGAGUUUGGUUACGGUUCUUUGUUGGUAUCGGAUUCGCAGCAGCAGGGCUAGUGGGAGUAAUACUCAAUCUCAUCAAGGACGGUACUUGAGCUAUGGCGCCCAUUCCCCGCCGGAAGGUUUGAGGGUGAUCUCGAGCGCCGCUACCAGAAUGAACUCUGACCCUUCAUCAGCUGCUGAUGAAACUAGUAGUAGUACCGUGAAGAUUGAAGAAGAGGACGAGGUUCAGCCAUCAGUCCCACAACCACCUCCUAAAACCAGCUUUUCAACGUGGAUAAAAUGGCUUCUGGCUUCUAUGUUGUCCUUGGCAUUGCCAUUCUUGAAGAAAAACUGGGCCAAUUUCUUGUUGAUAGAAGGGGAGGUGGAAGGGGUGGUUGAAGAGGCUGAAAUGGUGGCAGAGGUGGUGGAAAAGGUUGCGACUACGACGGAAAAGAUAUCGGCAGAGGUGGUGUGUACGUUUCCAGAUAAUGCCAAACUGAAGGAAGCUGCUUUACUGAUAGAACACGCAUCUAGCGUCACUGCCAAGGAUGCCGAACACACAAAAGAUUUCAUUCACAAGGUUGAGGAGUUGAAGCAUGACCUGACGGACAUGGGCACGAUUGUUGAGCCUGUUAUUGAUAACAUCAUAGCUAAGCAGCACCAUGGGAAAUAGCAGGAAACAACCAUAUUAUCUGCACAAACCUUUUGUAACAUUCUUCCGAUAUUGAAAAUUGGACCCUGAUUACAAAUAAGCUCCUGGGUGCUUGAUGAAAUGUGUAAUAAUUUGCUGGAUUUUGUUUAAUUAACUUAACAAUGCAGUAAUGCAAUGAAGCAAAACUGGCAGAAAACAGGAAUAAAGGUCACC
Molecule: messenger RNA, 1120 nt
Organism: Diospyros lotus (date-plum)
Lineage: Eukaryota; Viridiplantae; Streptophyta; Magnoliopsida; Ericales; Ebenaceae
Exons: 5
Coding region: 236-928 (230 amino acids)
Source: RefSeq, a predicted model, not a curated record